This is a messenger RNA of Maniola jurtina (meadow brown), 2363 nucleotides long. Its product is annotated as 17-beta-hydroxysteroid dehydrogenase 13-like. Gene Ontology annotation, molecular function: oxidoreductase activity, acting on the CH-OH group of donors, NAD or NADP as acceptor. Bases 136 to 1131 code for a protein of 331 amino acids. The transcript has 8 exons. Gene Ontology annotation, cellular component: lipid droplet. Lineage: Eukaryota; Metazoa; Arthropoda; Insecta; Lepidoptera; Nymphalidae. The record is from RefSeq and is a predicted model, not a curated record.
GCGAUUCGCGCCAGUCAUUCGCAAUAUUUAUCGUCGGACGGUCGUGAAUAAACGAGAGCGAAUAGAAAAAAAACUUUCCGUAAUUGUUUAAACUUCAGAGUUCAGUGAUUUUGAAUACUUUAAAAGUGAUUCAAUAUGGCCUCCGUGGAAAGUCAAAAAAAUGGUGACGCGAAAGACUUAUUAGCAAAAGCACCAUGGACUGACGAGCAAGGCAUCGGCAUGAAGAUCUACCAGGGGGUGAUGAUGACCGUGGAGAUCCUGGUGCUCAUCGUCAAGAUGUACGCGACCUGGUUCCACUGCAUCUACAAGUUCUUCGUGCCCCCCGAACCCAAGAGCGUUAAAGGAGAAAUUGUGCUUAUCACAGGCGCUGGCCACGGUAUGGGACGGGAAAUGGCGUUGCGGUUCGCCAAGCUCGGCAGCAUCAUUGUUUGCGUGGACAUCAACCUGAGCGGCAACCAGGAGACUGUCGACAUCAUCAAGGAGAGCAAGGGGAAGGCGCAUAGCUACAUAUGUGACGUUACAAGCCGGGAAGCUAUCAACGAAAUGGCGGACAAGAUUCGCAAGGAGGUUGGCGAGGUGACGAUCUUGGUGAACAAUGCCGGAGUCAUGCCUUGUAAACCCUUGCUGCAGACCAGCGAAAAGGAAAUACGUGUCGCCUUCGAAGUCAACUGCCUUGCUCAUCUUUGGAUGCUACAAGCCUUCCUUCCUGCGAUGAUGGAAAGGAACCACGGGCACAUAGUAGCAAUGUCGUCCAUGGCCGGCGUCAUCGGUCUCCGCAACCUGGUCCCGUACUGUGGCACGAAGUUCGCCGUCCGAGGAAUGAUGGAAGCCGUACAUGAGGAGCUGAGGGAAGAUCCUAGGAAUUUCAGUGGGAUCAAGCUAACGUGUAUCUGCCCAUACAUCGUGGACACCGGGCUGUGCAAGAACCCCAAGAUCAAGUUCCCGUCGCUGAUGAAGAUCCUGUCGCCGCAGGAGGCGGUGGAGCACAUCGUGGACGCCGUGCGCCGCGAGUACCACGAGAUCACCAUACCCAGCUCCCUUUAUUACAUUAACCAGAUGUUCCGAGUUUUCCCACGAUCCGUUCCUCUUCACAUCAAAGACUUCCUGGACUCGGGUCUGGAGGCGCAGUAACGUCUUCUUCAUCGAGGUUAUAACCACGAUUUGCCUGACUGAUAUGCCUUAGUUACCAAAAUUCCAGGGACCAAGUAUGUUCAUGGGACACAAUUUAGCAAUCAUACAAUUCUGACAUGAAACGUAGAAAUCUGAACAGAAUAAAACACAGAGACCCAGCGAGGGUUGAUCGGUCUGGUUCGUUUGCGGUCGCGCAUCUUGAUUUACGCAUAGGAAUAGUUAAUUAAGCGUAAUGUUUCUGAUACGAACCGCUAAGGGGUGGAAUGCCCUUCAAAGUCCGUGUUUCAUGCCAAGUAUAAUAACUGCAAGUAUAGCUUGAAUACCUUCAAAGCAAUAGGCAUAUUCUAGGCGCGCUCCAAUUUAGACCUCAUCAUUGUUUUGUUUCUCAGGUAUGAUUGUUCAAGCGUAAUCCUAUCUUAUAAUAAGAUAAAACAAAUUUGUAUAGUAAUCUCGGCUUGCCUUCGCCAAAGACUGCCCCUACUCCGGCUUCUAUAACGGUGUUUGUUUGGUUUAUGCCUUUUCCAUAAGACUAAGCAAACACCUAACAACCCGGCUAGCCACUGAUGUCAUAGAAAUCAGUGGAUAUAAUCGGGGGAUAAUUUUUAUCUACUGCACAUGCUAGCCGGGCUGCUAUGGUUGCGUUUCUUCACUGUAUGAUUGCUAAACCAAGAUGGUACAGUCAACAUCAUUAUAACAGGAAAUUGUAGUACAAUUAGUUAGACUUUUUCUAUGUUAUUGAUGGCGUCUGUAUUUUAGAUAGGAAAAGUAUACGGAUAAGAGGAAUAAAAUUAGAAAUACCUACUAUAUUUUGAAAAAUUUCAAAUAUUUCAACAGCGAUAUUUUUGUUGUAUGUCUUUUGUUUAUAUUGUCAACUGUGAUUUGAUUACUAAAAUUAAAUAGUUGAGUAAUCAUUUUGAUGUAGGAUUUGUAAAUAUUAUUUGCUCUUUUUAACCUUGAUAUUCUUACUUAACCAACAUUCAUAACUAUUUAGUCUAACAUUUCUCGAAAUUCCUUAAAAAUUAGAGAAAUGUUAGGAUCUCGAAAAUUGUAAAUAGAACGUUAACGAAUUUUUUAUGACAUGUAACUAGGAUAAGGUUUAAAUAAUAAUUAAUUAGAUAAGUAUUAUUUGGUAAGUAGGUAGAUUUAACUAAAGCUUGGUAAUAAAUAAGGGUGAUAGAGAAAAAUAACCGUUGAUGAUAUUGUAAUAUUUUUUAUGUUAUAACAAAGGGUUA